AAGGGGUGGCAGCGGCAGCCACAGAGCGGCGGGGAGCAGAGCCAGAGCCAGAGCGGUGCCGAUGGAUUUCCAAGCAGGCAUCCUGCAGGAUGGCAGCCCCAUGGAGAGCCUGGAGAAGCAGCUGAUCUGCCCCAUCUGCCUGGAGAUGUUCAGCAAGCCGGUGGUGAUCCUGCCCUGCCAGCACAACCUCUGCCGCAAGUGUGCCAACGACGUCUUCCAGGCUGCCAACCCCUACUGGCAGAGCCGGGGCAGUGUGAUCUCUGGGGGCCGGUUCCGGUGCCCAUCCUGCCGCCACGAGGUGCUGCUGGAUCGCCACGGGGUCUAUGGGCUGCAGAGGAACCUGCUGGUGGAGAACAUCAUCGACAUCUACAAGCAGGAGUGCUCCAGCAGGCCACUGAAGAAGGGGGAGCACCCCAUGUGCAAGGAGCACGAGGAUGAGAGGAUCAACAUCUACUGUGUCACCUGUGAGGUCCCCACCUGCUCCAUGUGCAAAGUCUUUGGUGCCCACAAGGACUGCGAGGUUGCCCCCCUGCAGAACGUCUUCCAGGGCCAGAAGACCGAGCUGAACAACUGCAUCUCCAUGCUGGUGGCAGGGAACGACCGGAUCCAGACCAUCAUCACCCAGCUGGAGGACUCCUGCCAAAGAACCCAGGAGAACGGCGAAGCGGCCAGGCAGGAGCUGUGCGCUCGCUUCGACGCCCUGGCGGCGCUGCUGGAGGAGAAGAAGUCCGAGCUGCUGCAGCGCAUCAGCCGCGAGCAGGGGGACAAGACCAGCUUCAUCCAGGGCCUCAUCUGCCAGUACAAGGAGCAGCUGGAGAAGUCCAGGCGCCUGCUGGAGACGGCCAUCCAGGCCAUGGAGGAGACCGGAGGGGCUGCCUUCCUGAUGAACGCCAAGCAGCUCAUCCAAAUGAUUGUAGAAGCCUCCAAGGGUGGCAGGCUGGAGAAGAUCGAGCAGGGCUAUGAGAACAUGGACACCUUCUCCAUCAGCCUGGAGCACCUCACCGAGGCAGUCCACGCCUUGGACUUCGACCUGGCUGAGGAAGAUGAGGAGUACUUUGAUGGGGAGGAAGAAGAGGUGGAGCAGGAUGUGGCGCCCGAGAGGACAGUGAUGGCUCCCCAGUAGCCAGAGCCAGGUUGCCGGCGCAGGAGGGACGCCGCGGGCGCAGGCUGUCCGGCGACGGGACCUGGGGAGAGGGGGGGGACACGGCAGGGGCUGGUGGCCUUGGGAGCCAGCCCCUGCCCCAGCACAGGACACUUUUCUACGGGGGUGCAAAGAGGCCAAUGCCUCACGUUUUGUAUCUUUGUUUUGUACAGAAUUGUCACAGCUUUGAAUUUUGAGCUAUUUUCUACAGAA
This is a messenger RNA of Dryobates pubescens (Downy woodpecker), 1354 nucleotides long. It is a transcript of the gene TRIM63, whose product is annotated as tripartite motif containing 63. The transcript is spliced from 9 exons. Gene Ontology annotation, molecular function: zinc ion binding. The coding region runs from base 62 to 1123 and encodes 353 amino acids. The record is from RefSeq and is a predicted model, not a curated record. Lineage: Eukaryota; Metazoa; Chordata; Aves; Piciformes; Picidae.